This is a messenger RNA of Sodiomyces alkalinus F11, 1441 nucleotides long. RefSeq names its product 37S ribosomal protein S24. Gene Ontology annotation, molecular function: structural constituent of ribosome. The record is from RefSeq and is a predicted model, not a curated record. Lineage: Eukaryota; Fungi; Ascomycota; Sordariomycetes; Glomerellales; Plectosphaerellaceae. Bases 105 to 1253 code for a protein of 382 amino acids. The transcript has 3 exons. Gene Ontology annotation, cellular component: mitochondrial small ribosomal subunit. Gene Ontology annotation, biological process: mitochondrial translation.
UGGAAAUUGAGGAAUUGAGGAAUUGAGGAAUUGAGGAAUUGAGGUUCCACCGCGACAGUUCCCGAGUAUUCCACCCACGCAGCUGCAGUUGCUAGACCACCACCAUGUCAGCAGCUGCGGGACACGCCCUUCGGCUAUGCUUUCGAACAUGCCGGCAGGUCCCGGUCGCGGCUACCAGUGCGAGCCCGAGAGUCGGGACCCCAUUACGCCAUAGCAUCGUCCAACGUCGAGCGUUCACGACCACCCAGACGCGAUGGGCCCGGGAUGGCGCACGUGGCGAAGAAGGAGACGAUCACGCGCCCAGCCCUUACAACCAUCUCGAGGAUGCCUUCGAGGAUUUGUCGCCAGAACAGCUGAAGACGCUCGAGGAGAUCGUCAGGGAAGGGAGCGCGGAGGGAGAGGCCCUCACGCUCACCAAGUUUCUCGAGAGCGAGGAGCCCGAACUCCGCGCGGGGCAUUCUUCCGAUCCCGAGGACAAAGUUAUUACCGCGCGGGCGAAAAUCAACAGGAGGUCUUUCUGGUACGACGAGGACGACCCUGACACCAUAACGGAGGACGUGGGCGACGAGUUUGACGAGAACGACAUUACUUCCAUGGCGCAUGGCAAGCUUGACGAAAUUCGGGAGUACAGACACUAUGCCCGGGUUGCGGUGUGGGAGAUGCCACUUCUAGCCAAACUGGCCAAGCCCUUUGAGCCGCCAACAUCGGAUCAAGUUCUUCGGUUCCGAUACACGACGUAUAUGGGAGAGUCCCAUCCGGCGGAGAAGAAGGUGGUGGUGCAGUUCUCGCCGUCAGACCUCGACCUCACCCCGGUACAGCGGGAGAAGCUCAGGAAGCUGGCCGGACCUCGUCUGAACCCUCAGAAGGACAUCAUCAAGAUGAGCUGUGAGAGCUUCGACCACGCCGCGCAGAACAAGCGCUAUCUGUCGGAGCUGGUGGACAAGCUGGUUGCCGCAGCAAAGGACCCGAGCGAUACAUUUGAGGACAUUCCUCUGGACACGCGACACCACAAGGUGGAGAAGAAGCCCAAGUUCCCUAAGGAGUGGCGAAUGACGCCUGAGCGGAAGAAGGAACUGGCGUCCGUGUGGAAGCAGGCGAUGCUGGUGGAUGCCGGAAAGGCGGCCGAGGCCCAGCUGACCGAGGGCGACAAGGCCAAGGAGCAUGAGGCCGUCACCAAGGAGACCGUGGCAGAAUUGCUGGCCGCACAGCGAGGACCGACUAACGCGCGGAGCGGCAGAGAGAGAGCAUUUUAAGGGCAUAGCCCAGCUAUCCCCUCUGGAGGAAGAUAUUUGCACUGAAAGCUGGGAGGCACGCAUCUUAACUUCAUUGCAGGGGUGGAAGGGAUAGAUGGUCGCUGGAACUGAGGAUUUCAGCCGUGUAACAAGUCAUGUAUAUCGACCGUGUACUUAUACUAGAACACAAACUGUUCACAUACCUACCU